AUGGGUCCUUGUCAACCAAAAAAUCAUGUCUUUCCUUCUAGAGUGAUUACGGGUGUUAAUAGGAGAUUUAAUCCUAAAUGGUUUGAAGAUCAUAGCAAUUGGUUGGAGUAUAGUGUAUCUGAAGAUGCAGCAUAUUGCUUAUGUUGUUAUCUAUUCAAAGAUGAAAGUAUUGGACAACAAGCUGGGGGAGAAUCAUUUGUCACAGAAGGAUUCAACAAUUGGAAAAAAGGACCGGAAAAGUUGCGUGGACAUGUUGGUAAUCAUAAUAGUGUUCACGCAAGGAACGUACAAGCUUGUCGAGAUUUAAUGACUCAAGAGCAACACCUACAAGUUUGUGUAUCAAAACACUCAGAGCAAUCGAAGCAAGACUACCGUGUUCGAUUGACUUCAUCAGUUAAAUGCAUCCGGUUACUUUUGAGGCAAGGACUUGCUUUUCGUGGAAAUGAUGAAAGUUACGACUCUCUUAAUCGGGGAAACUUCCUUGAACUCUUAAAGUUUCUUGCAGAUAAUAAUGAAGAUGUUGGCAGAGUAGUGAUGCGAAAUGCACCGGAAAAUCACCAAAUGACUUCUCCUUGCAUUCAAAAAGAUAUAGUUAAUGCAAUUGCAAGUGAGACAACUGAAAUGAUAAUCAAUGAUCUUGGUGGAGAAUUAUUUGGAAUAAUAGUUGAUGAGUCAAAAGAUAUAUCAGUGAAAGAGCAGAUGAUUGUGUUUAUUCGGUAUGUGGAUUCAAGUGGGCAUAUUAUUGAGCGUCUUCUUGGAAUUACUCAUGUUCGUGAUACCACAUCUAUGUCUCUUAAAGUAGCAAUUGAACAUCUUCUAACAAGGCAUGGAUUAAGCAUUUCAAGAAUACGAGGCCAAGACUAUGAUGGAGCAAGUAAUAUGCGAGGUGAGUUCAAUGGUCUUAGGACUUUGAUUAUGAAUGAGAAUCCAAGUGCUUUUUAUGUUCAUUGUUUUGCUCAUCAAAUACAACUAGCACUUGUGGGUGUUGCAAAGGAAAAUGAGGAUGUUGGAGAUUUUUUUGUCACUGUCUUGCAAUUGUGCAAUAUUAUAUGUGCUUCAUGUAAGCGAAGAGAUAGCUUACGAGACAAACAAUUACAGAUGUUAAUUGAUUCAAUUUCUGCUGAUACAAUUGAAACGGGAAUUUGUUUGAAUCAAGAAGUAGUUUUACAACGUCCUGGUGAUACACGUUGGGGAUCUCAUUAUGGUGCACUUGUGAGCAUUCUGAAAUUAUUUUCUCCGGUGAUUGAUGUUCUUGACGAAUUAAGGCAAGAUCCAAAACAAAGGCUAGAAGCAUUUAGAGUAUUGAAGAAUAUCCUAUGUUUUGGUUUUGUAUUCUUUUUGCACUUAAUGAAGGAUGUUUUAGCAAUUACCAAUGACUUGUCACAGGCAUUACAGAGGAAAGAUCAAAACAUUGUGAAUGCCAUGAGACUAGUUGAUGUCUCAAAACAAAGGUUGCAAAUGAUGAGGGAUGAUGGGUGGGAAGCUCUUUUAAAAGAAGUUUCACUAUUUUGCAACAAGAAUGCAAUUUCCAUACCUAAUAUGGAUGAAGUUUAUGUAGUUCCUGGAAGACCUCGCCGUAAUGUGGAAGAAAGGACUCAUCUUCAUAGGUACCGUGUUGAAAGGUUUUGUGCGGUUUUAGAUCUACAACUUCAAGAGCUAAACAACCGUUUCAAUGAGAAGAAUACAUAG
Molecule: messenger RNA, 1689 nt
Organism: Ipomoea nil (Japanese morning glory)
Lineage: Eukaryota; Viridiplantae; Streptophyta; Magnoliopsida; Solanales; Convolvulaceae
Product: zinc finger MYM-type protein 1-like
Exons: 1
Coding region: 1-1689 (562 amino acids)
Source: RefSeq, a predicted model, not a curated record